Macrobrachium nipponense is the source of this 5615-nucleotide messenger RNA. Its product is annotated as gastrula zinc finger protein XlCGF8.2DB-like. Gene Ontology annotation, biological process: embryo development; regulation of transcription by RNA polymerase II; urogenital system development. Gene Ontology annotation, cellular component: nucleus. The record is from RefSeq and is a predicted model, not a curated record. Gene Ontology annotation, molecular function: DNA-binding transcription factor activity, RNA polymerase II-specific; RNA polymerase II transcription regulatory region sequence-specific DNA binding. The coding region runs from base 640 to 1704 and encodes 354 amino acids. NCBI's taxonomy places the organism in Eukaryota, Metazoa, Arthropoda, Malacostraca, Decapoda, Palaemonidae. The transcript has 3 exons.
AAACCGACGCCGUUGACGGUCUCAGUAGCGUAGCUUCUAGUAAAACGUCUUUUAUCUUUUAUGAUACUAAUUGCCGUCAUCAUAAUCGUGACAAUAAGUGUAGUUGAUCAAUUAUAAAUGUGAUGUCUUCGGCUUAGAGCACUCAAUCAUUAAAUAAUUCGUGAAGCAUCAAAUGCAGACUUGGUGAGAGGUCCUUGGAAAUUAAAGUUACAGUUCAUAAUUGUCGAAAAGGAACUAUUUCUUGGUCUUGUUGGAAACUUGUUAAGACUGUUGUACUUUUUAUUUUUCUAUUUUCCCUCAGAAGAAUCUUCCUUCCUUCGUCAGUUUUGAUUUGCAUCAGGAUUUUGGGAAAAUGCAUGUUGUUUAACGGUACUACAUGGAACACUACCAAUAGCAACUCUUAAAGUGUUUGAGACAACAGUGAAUUAUUGUACAUGUAUUUAACAAAUUUAAACAAUAAGUAAAAGUUGUUUUGAAUAUUAGAUUCAUACAUCAGCAGUGAAAUCUGGUUAUAGUCCUUCAAGAUAUUGAAUUUCCUUUUUAACAGAUUUAUUGAGUUAUUAUUUGUAGAGAAUUCUGUGAUAGAGUUGUGAAUUGAGCAUAUUGUCAUUACAGAACAGGACAGGACAUAAGGCUAAAAUGAAUCCAGAACAUUCUUUAGAAUUUCCUUUGAAAAGUGAAACUGAAGGUGCAUUAUCACUACCUUCCAUAAAUCAAGAAAACAGCAACUUGGCUGCCUUUAGUGGAACCAGUGAUGAAGACUUUUUGUCUCUGGAUCCAUUGAUGGACAUCAAAAUAGAGCCAGAGGAAUUCUGUGAGUCUAAUGAAGAUGAUGAAUAUUCAUAUGAAAUGAAUUCAACAGUGAAUGAAAAACAUCCACAAACUUGCAAAAAGGAAGUAAAACAAGAAAGAGGGAAUAGUCACAAUGGAGAGAAGCCUUUCAGAUCAACUGACUGUGAAAAAGCAUUGUACAAGAAAACAAAUCUUACAAGUGAUAUCACAAAUCCUACCAGAGAGAAAUUCAUAUGCAAUGACUGUGGGAAAGCAUUUUCCUUGAAACAUAAUCUUAUAGUUCAUAUGAGAAUCCAUACUGGAGAGAAGCCAUUUAUGUGCAAGGAAUGUGUGAAAGCAUUUUCCAAUAAAUCAGCUCUUACAGCUCAUAUGAGAAGCCAUACAGGAGAGAAGCAAUUCAUAUGCAAGGAAUGUGGGAAAGCAUUUCCCAGGAAAGAGCAUCUUACAAUUCAUAUUAGAAUCCACAGUGGAGAGACUCCAUUCAUAUGCAAAGAAUGUGGGAAAGCAUUUUCUCAGAAAUCACAUCUUACACUUCAUAUGAGAAUACAUAGUGGAGAGAAGCCAUUCAUGUGCAACGAAUGUGGGAAAGCAUUUUCUCAGAAAUCACAUCUUACACUUCAUAUGAGAAUGCAUAGUGGAGAGAAGCCAUUCAUGUGCAACGAAUGUGGAAAAGCAUUUUCCAGUCAAUCAAAUCUUAUGAGUCAUGUGAGAUUGCAUACUGGAGGGAAGCCAUUCAUGUGCAAGAAAUGUGGGAAACAAUUUUCCCAGAAAUACCAUCUUACACUUCAUAUGAGAAUGCAUACUGGAGAGAAGCCAUUCAUAUGCAAGGAAUGUGGGAAAGCAUUUUCCAAUAAAUCAAAUCUUACAAGGCAUAUGAGAUUGCAUACUGGAGAGGAAAAAGAAACAACAUGAUAAAAUAAACCAGUUAAGGCAGAGAUCUCUCAAAUGACCAACUAUCUGAGAGAUCAAAAUCACUCACAAAAUCUGCUCAAGAAAAUAAGGAAAUUAAAGAAUAUAGAAUAGGGGAUGAACAAACGAGUGGAAAAUUGGCAGAUCACCAAGCCAAUAUAAAGGCUCUAGCUUCACAAAUAGGAAACAAAUAACAGGAGAUAAAAGUAAAACAGAUAAAUAGGCAGUUUGGUGCAAAUCCAAAGAUUGUAUAGGAAGAUGACGAAAGAAACAGUUGAGGUACGAACACCACAGAGCAAGGAAGACCUAGAGAGAUUUUGGAAGCCACUGUUUGAAGACCCUAGACAACACAAAGAGAAUUCAUGGAUUGACACCAUUAGGCAAAACAGCCAGAAACAGCAAAUGUCACCAAUAAGCUUCACCAUAGAAAAAGUAACAAAACUAAAAGAAUACAGUAAUUUCAAGACGCUAGGAAUAGGCAAGGUCUCAAAUUUCUGGCUAAAAAAGAUCAUAGAACUACACCACACUUAUGCACAAGCCUUUUCAAGAAUAGUAAGAGGAGAAGAAGAAUCAUCAGAGUGGCUCACCACAAGAAAUACCAACCUUCUCCCUAAAAGCUCCGAGACUGAGCUCCCUAACAAAUAUAGGGCCAUCUGCUGACUAUGAACAACCUACAAAUGGGUCAGAGGAGUCAUUGCAGACGAAAUCUAUGAACAUCUAGAUCAAGGCAAAUAUAUGGAAAAAGAACAAAAGGGAUGCACAAAAAACAAACUAGACACUAAAGAUCAACUGCUAAUAAACAAAACAAUAUUAGAAGAUUGUAAGAAAAGACAAAGGAAUCUUGAUAUGGCUUGGAUAGAUUACAAAAUGGCAUUUGACACCGUGCUGUGCACCUGGAUAUUCAAAUCUAUGGAAUUAGACAACAUCAAUGAGGAAAUAAGAUCUUUCUUGGCAGCACAGAUGAGUAAGUGGAAGACCACUCUCUGUCUAAAACACUCUGAGGGCCAGAUAGUAAUUCCAGACAUAAAGAUCCAAAGAGGAAUAUUCCAGGGUGACAGCCUCUCACCACUUCUAUUCUGCUUGACCAUACAUCCGCUUAGUAAAAUCUUGAGGAGCAUUAACACUGUCUAUGACCUAACCAAAAGCAGAAGUAGAAAAGAGAAUGAAAGAGUGAACCACCUACUCUUCAUGGAUGACCUGAAGUUGUUUGCAGACUCAGAAGAAAAAUUGAAAGAACAAGUUAGGACAGUCCACCAAUUCUCAAAUGACACCUGCAUGGAAUUUGGUGUGGGCAAGUGUGCCAAGAGUACAAUAAAGAGAGGGAAGAAAAUAACAUCAGAAGGUAUAAAGGUAGAGGAAGGCAUGUUUGUUGAAGACCUGGCAGAGGAAUCUGCAUAUAAGUACUUGGGAAUAGAAGAAAACACUCAUAUAGAAUACAAGAGAAUGAGAGAAAAGACAAAGAAAGAAUACUACAUCAGCUGCUGAAAAAAGAUUCGUAAGUCAGAAUUAACAUGAAAGAACAAGAUCAAUGCCAUAAACCAGCUGGCGAUACCAGUGGUGACAUAUGGUUUUGGCAUUGCAGACUGGCCACAAGGUGAGUUAGACAAGAUGGAGAUUGAAGCUAGGAAGAUUCUCACCCUACAUAAAGUCACAUACAGACACCAGUGUAUGGACAUAAUAUCUCUCCCUCACAGAGAAUAUGGAUUAGGCCUGCCUGAGAUCAACCAGGCCUACAGAGCAGCAAUAAUAAGUCAAGGAUAGUACUUAAAAAGCUCUGAGGAUGAAAACAUCAAAAAGGUUGCCCAACACCACAGGCUAAGAGCUUCGCAGGAGAUCUGCUAGAAGACAAAGAGGGUACUGAACAGACUCCAGCAAAACAAUAGCCAGGAAGACCAGGCAGAAAUUCAGUCACAGAGAGGAGAAACUUAGAAUGGAAAGGUGGAAAGACCAUGGAAGGGCAGGAAGAUUUCAAGAACUGGAAAAAAGUUACAUAGACAAAGAAGAGUCACUCAGAUGGAUAAGAAAUCGAGAUCUAGGUUAUGAUGGAGAAAGACUGAUAAUAAGAGCCCAAAAUCAAGGCCUCCUGACAGACGGCUUCAAGAAAAUGGUGGACAUAUCAGCAGUAGGAAAAUAUGUAAAGUAUACAGAACUGAAGUGAAAGAAAAAGUGUGGGAGCAUGAACCAGAUCCAUUCACCUCCAGUAGGGCCGUUAUCAUCUUUUAUGACAAGAAAUUCCAACAGGAAGAUAUAUAGAAGGAGGUGCUAUAAGACCUGAUACUGUCAUCUGGAACAAGGAGGAAAAAACAGCAAAGAUUAUAGGUGUGACAGUACUCGGUGACUUUGGCUUCCAUAGAGCUGAAAGGUAUAUAAUAAAAUAUGACAACCUAAAGCACAGGGUAACUGAAGGAAAUAGAAACAAUGUCUGUGAUGGUAGGGGCAACAGGACAUAUAAAGAAAAACCUGAGAAAAUAUCUCCAGGCAAUACCAAGUUGCCCAAGUAUAAACAAGGUGCAGAUUGCUGCUCUCAAAGGAACGGUCAAUACCUUGAAAAGAGCCCUCGGAUAUAAGACUAGUGGAGCAUAGUGGUGCAACCAUAGACCCCAGGCCAGAGCCCAUUGCACCCCUGAUGUAAAUUGUAAAGUAAAAAAACAUAAGCGAGAGAAGCCCUUCAUUUACAAAAAUAUGAGAAAGUGUAUUGCAGGAAACAUCUUAUAAUGCAAAUGAGAAUUCACACUGGAAAGUAGCCACUUACAGUAAACCCUCAAUUAUCUGCUGUAAUAUAUAUUCAAGGCUCUUGUGGAGAUUGGAAAUUUGUGGAUAUGGUAAAAAAUCACUUAAAAAUGUAAAAUAAACCCUAAAUCGUCAGAAUGAGUACUAUCGCUAAUUCACAUCAUCUGCAUAAGGACAUGAUAUGAAGAAUCAGCGCUGAAUGACCAUUAUAGGUCCCAGUGCUUGGGCUUGUCCCUAAAUUUCAUAAUCCAUCCAUCCAUCCAUGAUAUGAAGAAUCCUGACAAGAACGUUAACAUUCCAGGGCCACCUGGUGGGAGACAGGUGAUUACAGAGGCAGUCUUAGUGGGUUAGCCAAGUGUUACUUUUAUUGAUUUUGUAAUAUGCAGAUUACACCUAAUGGCACAAAGAUAUAAGCUGAUUUUAACUGUAAAUAAGUAUCCAAAUAAUUGAUUAGUAUAUGAAAAUUAUUAUUUUAUUCUUAAUUUUUUGGCCUGUAUUGUGACUACAGUACCGUACAGUAUGCGCUAAUUAACAAUACAUUACUGUGCUCUACACAUAAUGAAAAAGCAAACUGUACCGUCAAUUGAAUAAAUGUUUACAAAAACUAUCCUGAAACUCUGUCUCCCUCUCGCAUUCCUGUUCACAUUGCCAGAACUGUUUACAUGGGGCUAACCUGGAAAAUCUCUCUUUUCCAGCAUCAUGAUGCAUACGAGGUCCAUUCAAAAAGUAUCCGACCUUGGUCCAUAAAGUAAAAAAAUUGCACAUUUGAAAUUUUUUUAUUCAAUCACCUUCAAAGUACUCCCCUUGGGAGUGCACACACUUUUCCCACCGGUCCUGCCACUGCUGGUAACAUCUCUGUAAUGUUGACAUUGGGAUGCUGUAAAGCUCUGCUGUCGUUUUUUUCAUAAUUUCCUCUCUCGACUCAGAACGCUUCCCUUUCAGGGUUGUUUUCAGUUUAGGGAACAGCCAGAAGUCACAAGGUGCCAUGUCUGGAGAGUAGGGAGGAUGCCGAACAAGUGGAGUGUUGUUUUUGGCUAGAUAAGCUUGGAUCAAGUGGGCAGAAUGAGCAGGAGCAUUGUCAUGGUGCAGUUGCCAGUUUCGCGCCACCCACAUUUCCGGUCGUUUUUGUCGUACAGCAUCUCGAAGGUGUCGCAUAACCUCCAGAUAAUACUCUUUAUUAAUUG